CAAUCAUUAUUAAAACUGAGAGAAAAUGCCUUAAUGGAGAAGACAAAAGCGGAGUUACAAUGGUUAGAGCAGCAAAGACAACGAAUCCGAAACAAAGGUGCCGAUGAUUCAUACCCUCAGAUCAAGAAACGACAAAGAGGCCUCAAGAUGAAGUUACAAGAACAACAAGAAGAGAUUCGUAGAAUGAGAGAAGAGAACAAAGCAGCAGCAAAAGAACGACAGCGUAAAUUAUACGAAGAAAUCACAAAACGACAGGCGUCUCAGAGUAAGACAAAGUCUGUAGCCACACCAAGAGGUAGGCUUGGACGGCCAAAAGAAGUUCACACUGAGGCAGAAGUUAGCUCGAUUGACGAGGCGUCAGAUGCAGAGAAACAGCGAAAGGAUUAUAAAUCUGACUCUGAGAUCUACACCGAGCCAAAGAUAAGUGGAAGAAGAUCCAAACAAAAUCCUGAAAAAUACAAGAAGAUUCAUCUGGAUGAAAAGUAUUUGACACAAAGACAGUCCCAGUUAAUGGAUAGGCGGAAGAAUGCAGAAGAACUACUCAAAUGGAAGACCAUGCUGGACAAGGAAGAAUCUAGGGUAUUUAAACUGGAAAAACAAGCAUUGAAAGUAUGGGAUAAAAAAGACAAAGAUGUGAAGAAGGAGAAAGAACCAUCGCAAAGUGCGGCAAAAAGUGAAACAGAAAAGCCGUCAAGUAAGAAGGAUAAUGGAACCACAAAAGUGUCUCAGGAUAGAGAUAGUACUGUAAUUUCUGAAAAACAAAUUAACAACUGCUCGAUGAUAAUCACUCUACACCCAGCAUCAAGGAAGACAUCAAAGACAGCCAGUUCUCGAGAGUUCGCCAGAGGAGAUUCACCGACGAAUGAUGAAUGA
Molecule: messenger RNA, 873 nt
Organism: Ruditapes philippinarum (Manila clam)
Lineage: Eukaryota; Metazoa; Mollusca; Bivalvia; Venerida; Veneridae
Product: centrosome-associated protein 350-like
Exons: 5
Biological process (GO): microtubule anchoring
Cellular component (GO): centrosome
Molecular function (GO): microtubule binding
Source: RefSeq, a predicted model, not a curated record